This is a messenger RNA of Ambispora leptoticha, 360 nucleotides long. The record is from the annotation of a GenBank genome assembly. NCBI's taxonomy places the organism in Eukaryota, Fungi, Glomeromycota, Glomeromycetes, Archaeosporales, Ambisporaceae.
AUGGUUAAAUUCACUGCUUACCUUGUUUUCUUGUUCGCCUUUUUGUUCGUUGUCGCGUCAGCUGACUACGAAAUCACAAACCCCACUGCCCCAACUGUCUGGCAUAAAGGCUCAUUCGCCACUAUCAGAUGGCUUAACCUUGGAAAACCUGACGUCAAGAAAACUGUGAUUGCUUUACGUAAGGGUGAUCCAGCAAAUCUCGAUCACGUCAUGAUCAUAAACCCAAGCAUCAAUGCCAACAAACGUCUCUUCAGAUUCAGAGUUCCAAAGAGUUUGCCAGCUGGUAACGACUACGUUCUCCAAAUUGGUGAAAUCGGUAAACAAGUCUCCUAUAGCCAUCCAUUCACCAUCAGCGACUAA